UUAAAAACACGGGUUCAGAAACCUGACUACAUGUGACUCAAGAUGGUAUUUAGAAUUUUUUAAACUAUUUUUCCAUAAAGUUUUUCCAACAACUUGUUCGUUCUCAAGGACUCAGUGCUCCAACUUGAUCUGUGCAGACAGGACCCUGCACCUAUGUGGAGCCUGAUCAGAGACAAUGGUUCUCAACACAGGUGCAGGGCCUAAUUUUUUUUCUUUUCUAUACAUAUACUCUGUGUGUGUAGUAGGGUCCUGAAUAAUUUUGCUUGAAUGUUUUGACUGUCACUGUUUUUCCCCUAUCUGUUUCCUAAGACUCAAAUUUGGAGCCUCUUAAACUUCAUAAAGUCUUAGCAAAUAAUGUAUCAUAGCAAUGUUGGCUAAACUGGUUUAUCUUUUUUCAUAACAAUAGCUGGUGUUUUAUGUUUUACAUGGAAACUUUCAAGUGGAUAUAGCAGUGGUUCUCAAACUUUUGUAGUGGUGACUGACACCUGUCACACAGCAAGCCUCUGAGUGCGAGCCCCCCAUAUAAAUUAAAAACAUAUUUUAAUAUAUUUUACACCAUUAUAAAUGCUGGAGGAAAGGAGGAUUUGGGGUGGAGGCUGGUAGCUCAUGACCCCUCCAUGUAAAUAAACUUGCAACCCUCUGAGGGGUCCCAACCCUUUGUUUGAGAACCCCUGGGAUAUAGCUUGAAACAGCUGUUUUACAUAACCCUGAAAAUAACGGUUUCUGUUCGAAACAGAUUCUUAAAAAUCUGUGGUGACUUCAGGGGAGAAACUUAGACAACACUCUUCCUGCACAAAUUGCUGUCUUAUCUGUAUUUUUCUUUUUACAAUUAUUAGGAUGUUUGCAUGAAAAUGGAAAUGUUGGCUCUUAAGAGUGAGUUUGGAACUAGAUAGCCCUGAAUUUUUAAUGGAAUAUGAACUCUUUUGCUUUGUCACCUGUUUAAAGUCAGUAACAAAGUCAGAUUUGUCUGAUAACUGAUAGAUGGCUUAUUUGUAGGUCCCUACCAAAUUCACAGUCCAUUUUGGUCAAUAUCAUGAUUAUAGGAUUUUAAAAACUGUAAAUUUCAUGAUUUCAGCUAUUUAAAUCUGAAAUUUCACAGUGCUUCCAUUGAAGGGGCCCAGACCCAAAAAGGAGUUGUUGGUUGGGGGAGGGAGGGGUUCACAAGGUUAUUGUAGGGGGAAUUGCAGUAUUGCUACUAUUACUUCUGCCCUGCUGCUGGUGGCAGUGCUGCCUUUAGAGCUGGGCAGCUGGAGAGAGGUGGCUGCUGGCCGGGAGCCCAGGUCUGAAGGCAGAGCCGCCGCCAGCAGCAGCACAGAAGUAACGAUGGCACGGUAUGGUAUUGCCACCCUUAAUUUUGCACUGCUGCCUGCAGAGCUGGGCCACUCUUUGGCUACCCAGCUCUGAAAGCAGCAGUGCAGAAGUAAGGGUGGCAUGGUGUGGUUUUGCCACCCUUAUUUCUGCGCUGUUGCUGGCGGGGCGCUGCCUUCAGAGCUGGGCCACCCAGCUCUGAAGGCAGCUCAGCAGUAAGGGUGGCAAUAUCAUUACCCAACCUCUCAAAAUAACCUUUUGACCCCCUCCCCCUCAUAACUCCCUUCUGGGUCAGGACCCCCAAUUUGAGAAACGCUGGUCUCCCCUAUGAAAUCUGUAUAGUGUAGGGUAAAAAAGCACACAAAAGACCAGGUUUCACGGUCCAUGACGCGUUUUUCAUGACCGUGAAUUUGGAAGGUCCCUACUUAUUUGAACUGAGUCUGGCUUCACUUCUUUAAGUUAUCUGUUGUAAACAAGCCUCUCUGCAAUCAUUUUCUUCUCAUAGCUAAUGUCUAAUUAAUAGACUUCCACAUCACAAAAAAAGAGAGUCAAAGUUGGCACCCGUUCAGCCUUCACAGAUAAAAGGAUGAUGGAAUGGCCAUGGAACCUAAACUACCAUCAUAUCUCUAAAGUUAGUCCCCUCAGUUAAGGAUUUCGAGGCACUUUGAUGGGUCAGUGUGGAAAUGGUUCAUGGAAAUAUAAGUAACUUAAGUAUCUAAAAUAUUAUCAGUUUUUCAUGGUACAUUAGCAUGUAUUUAAUAUCAGUGGUACCAACCACUGAUGAGACUACUAAUCAGUGGAUAUUCUUAACUUUAACAACUUUUAUUUUGGAGCCUCAAGGAUCAAAAGGGGCUGAAGCUUUUGUAAAUGCCUUUCUGAAGCGUAGUAUGCCACGACUGAAAGAUGAAGCCAUCCAGGAUAAGCUAACCCGAAAAGCUGUAGUUCUUGAGCAUUGUCCUAAAAGAAGGAAAAAGGAAAAAAGGAAGAAAACAAAAGGGUUUUCUGCCAAGCAGAGGAGAGAAAUGCGUCUCUUUGAAAUUAAACCAGAACAGCAAAAAUAUGAGUUGUUUCUACCAUUACAUGAACUCUGGAAACAAUACAUCAGGGAUCUGUGUAAUGGACUCAGACCAGAUGCACAACCACAGAUGAUUCAGGCCAGAUUGCUAAAAGCUGAUCUCCAUGGAGCUAUUGUUACAGUAACUAAAUCAAAAUGUCCCUCUUAUGUUGGGAUCACGGGAAUUAUUCUGCAGGAAAUGAAGCAUAUUUUCAAAAUUAUCACUAAAGAAGAUAAAUUAAAAGUUAUUCCCAAGCUUAACAAUGUAUUUAGCCUGGAGGUUGAUGGCUUUAUUUCCCACAUCUAUGGUAGCAAGUUCCAGCUUAGAGCAAGUGAGCGUUCUGCAAAGAAGUUCAAAGCAAAAGGAACUAUUGACCUAUGAUUUUAAGGAAAUUCAAAGAUAUUGGGGCUUCGUUCAUAAACUGAAAAUCAAGUUAAAAAACAAGAACAUAUGGAAUUCUACAUCUUCUAAAGUGUCUCUUUAUACAGAAGUAUGAGUUACAAGACACAUUUUAAGUUGCAUCUGUUUUUAUGUACUAGGUGGUCUCCCAGAAUCCUCAGAUUGCAGUAAUAUGUCAAUAUUUCAUUUCCUGAAAAUAUAGUGUAUAACAUUUUGGUCUUUUUUAAUAGUAAACUAAUAUUUGUGAUUCACAUCACUUUGUUUUUAAAAAUAAAAUCCUUUUCCCAAUUAUUUUUUGACUUUAAUUGUGUUGGGUUAGUGUAUAUAAUAGAUGUCUCAUUGUACGUAUUUUUCAAGUAAAUCACACUGUGGAACAUGUAUGAAUUCCAAUUCGUGAUGUUAAAAGUUGUCUCUCUAUGAUGUGUUUCAUGGACAGACAGGGUUAUAUGGAGGAAUUUACCAUACUGAAAAUGAAUUAAAUCUUCUUUACAACUUGUUUUUAAAUUCUGUGUUUUGGUUUCCAUACAUAUUAUAGAGCUUGUAAGAAGACUGUAAAAGACGUAAGGCUUUUACAGUAUAAUCACCAUUUGGUGGUGUAAAUGCAAUAUAAUUUUUUAUGACUUAAAAUUUAUACACUUGCUUUGUGUAAACUAUUUUCUCCUAGAAGCAGGAGCGACUGUUUCAUCUGAUCAGUUUUAUUUUGACCUAUCUGUGACACAUACCAGUGCUUACAAACAAUAUACAAAUGAGGGAAGUAUAAAUGCAUAGAUAAGUUUAGCACAGUCUUUCUAGCUGCCAAGGAUAUCACUAUAGCUUGUGACUUCUCACUGUGGUGUGACUUGUCACUUCAUUAAAUUUCUUGUCUACUCUGCCAGAUCACCCAUUCUGGCUGUCUUGCAUUGGAAGGGCUAACUCUGCAAUGAUCCCUUUAAAAUAAUAGGACACUUGUAGAUUUCACUGUGGAACAGAAAAUAGUAUCUUCACAGGGGAGAGGUUUGCUCAAUCCUUUCCACUUUCCUCCAAUCUUUCUGACUUUUUUUUUUUAAUUAUUUGCAUAUUAUAUGGAGAUCCCUCUGUUUUGAAACUCUGACAAUUAUUAGAUCAAGGCAGGCUGAGAGGGAAGAGCAUUUAAAUACUAGUAUUCUAGUGUGGCAAACAAGAAGGCCUAGUCCGUGGUUGCUCCUGAGUGCCUUUUAAGGUUGUUCAAAGAAUAUUAAACAGAGGGCGGGAAAUGCUUUUAACAUUCCUGAAAAGAAGUCUCAUAUUAAGCUGUGUAAUGCAAAGGUUCUUUAUCAUUGCACCCUGACUAUGUUGAGGAAAUUAAGGGAAUAUCUUUUAUAGAAACUGCAAUUCUUGGGCAAAAUGUGUUUCAAAGAUUACUGUGCUGAAAUAAAAAAAAUUUCAAAUGCAGGCUUAUGUUGUAGUAAAAAGGAAGAAGGCAUUAAUUUGGUCAGGAUUAUAAAGGUAGCAUGUCUGAAAACAGAAAAUAUCCUUGUAGGUAGAAUUCUCAAUGCAUAAAAUCUUUCCUUUCAGAAUAAGUGUUAUUUGGCCAUGGGAACAUAACAGAGAAAAGGGUUUAAAAUAACAAAAGCGUAAAAACAUAUUGGCUAAGCUAAAUUUAGCCCUUCCUUGCCAGUUUUGUCGGUCUGGAACAUAGGACAUAUCACUGGCAAGGGCUUCCUGGGUGCAGGAAACCCUGUCAGAUAAUCCCAUUCAUAAACUUUAUCAUGCUCUACUUUAAAACGAGUUAGGUGCUUUGUCCCCCAUUGCUCCUACUGGAAGACUCUUCCACAACCUCAGUUCUCUGGUCAUUAGAAGCCUAAUUUCUAGUCUGAAUUUAUUCAGAGCCAGUUUUUACUCAUUUCUUCUUGUGCUACAUUGUCCUUUAGCUUAAAUAGCUCUCUGCUUCCCUAGUGCUUAACCCCUCAUGUAUUUAUAGAGAGCAGUCAUAUCCACACUCAGCCUUCCUGGCUUGUUUAGCCUAGCAAAGCUCCUAGUCUUCUCUCAUAAAUAGGGUCUCCAUUCCCCUGAUAAUCAUAGUAACCCUUUGAACCUGUUCCAGUCUGACUGGGCUUUGGUUCCCCAUCCCCUAUCACUGGGCCUAUGAGACAGGCUGCAUCCUACAACUUCUGCCUCUUGGACAAUCUGCCCCCACCCACCACUGUGAGUCUAUCCCUCAGGUCAUAUGCUUACUUAUUUCAAAAUUUCUUUGUUUCAGAAUUCCUGCUUGCAGAUCUUGUUAGCCAGUACAUACAGAUUAGGCAUAGGGCAUACCAUAUGAAUAUCGUAUUAUACCCAGCAUGUGGGCAGUUAUGUUAACCAAAUUUAUAUUAUGUCUUUUCCACAGUUCUGUCCACAUUGCUCACUUAUGUCGAGAGAUUAUAUAUCUCACAACCCUCUUGCACAGCAAAACGUAGCUUUUGACAUUAGCAAAUAUAAAUUCUGUCUAAAGACAAGAUACGUUUGCUCUGUGUCUCAGUACAGGUUCCUUCACAGGCAACUUAUUUAAAAUGUAUCCAAAACAGAUAAGAAAAGGUACAGAACAACAAGUUAAGGGAAUGGUAGGUUGGAUCUUAUAAAGUGCUUUCUAACUUGUAAGCAACUGUGCUAUAGAAGUGGGUUUGGGGGUGUAUUUUGGGAAGCGCACUUAUGUGUGGCAAACUGACUUACUGCUAGAAACAGCUUCCUGGAAGGAUCAGUAACAUAGUAACUCCUUCCUGUGCUAUACUAUUGAUUUUUAGCAGUAAAUUGGCGUUUCCAGCAGGGCUGCUGCGUUGGUGAAAACUGAUUUAAAUGUUUCUUGAGGAGGGUCAAAAGUAGUCUCCUAAUAGUAGAUUCACUGUAUUGUCCAUAUGAGUGCUAGGCAAUUGAAUUAGAGUAAUUGCUGGGUUCCUGAAGAUCAGAUCAGAGUCCAGCCACAAUUUAAGCCGAGGGUUCCAUAGAGCCAGCCCCAUCACAAUACUCAAACAAGUAGAGAGAUGCACAGCAUUCAUAAAAUUAUAUUAAUAGCUCCCACAGUCUUCACAAGGAGCUUUUUAACAUUCACAACUAAUGCAUACCAUAGGCUUCUUAAAAAAAUAUACACAAAGUAAUUGUUACUCCUCCUCUGUCUGUGUUGUUCUAAGUUUGAUUUGCAUACACGCUGUAACCUGUGAACUGUGUUUUCAUGAAGCAAGACUACCUUGGGUUUUUACUAAUAAACCACUUGAAGUUUAAACUAGUAAUAUCAUGAUUUAAAAGUAUCCCACAGUAUAAAUUUAUUUAUAAAAUUAGUUAAGACAAACACUAUUUACUUAUUUUCAUUAUUAAAGCUGGUUUUGUUACUAGAAAACCAGACUGCGUUUGAAAGCUGGUCUGAAAUAUGCAAAGCUUAAGCUACUGUAUAUAUAAAACUACUGCACUUUGAUUUGAGUAUCAAUGGCAAUUUUAGUUCAGUAUUUAAUGCAUGGGAGUGGAGCAUGAAUACCUACCAGGCCCUGUAAAUUCUAAUAGAACUGUUAUCAAGAAGUUUGGACUACAGUGCUAUCUGGUACUUUUUAAUGAGCACAAAAUUCACUUUAAGAAUGUUGAUUUAAUAUAUUUAUUCAUAGUUUGCAGUAAUAUUGUAAUAAAUUGUACUUUCAUGGACUGUUAGCCACCUUGACCUUACUUUAUUUCCUCUUUCUCUGUCUUGGGUAUAAUUGACUAGUUUCAGAGACGUGGGUUUGUUUGUUUUUUUUUUCUUUUAAUUUUUUAAAUGGCGCCUAUCAGAAAAAAUAUUUUCUUUAUACCCCAAAUGAUGAAUUCUUCCCCUUUCCACUGCUUGUCUCCCUCCCCUCCUCCCCCCAAAAAAUAAAACACUCAUAGUCCUCAACUUCUGGCAGUACCAAUUUAGCAUCUAAUGUAGAUGUUUCAUCAGAAGGGAAUAAUCCCAGUUUUCCAAUAAGGAACAGCCGUCAAACAUUGGUGUAUCAUUUAGUUUAUCUGAUGCCCAUCAGCAUUGUCUCUUAGUCCUGUCUGUAAAGAACUAGCAUAAGAUGGGGCCUAAUGAGAUGACUUGAUUUCUAUUUCAUGGCCCUGUGUGCUUCUUUUUGGGCAGGUAGUCUGAUACUACAACAAUAAUUAGAGAGAUACUUUUUCCACUUCUGAGGCCUGUACAAUUGGAGUUAUGUUAUUAAGAGCCUCUGGCUUUGGAGGUAAAAGGUAUGAAAAAAUAUCUAUUUGUAAGCAAUGUUUCUAAAAGUUUUGGUCAAAGUUCGUUGACAUAAGAAGUGGCAUCAUUUGAAGCUUUACUAGCCUUCAGUUUGGGAGGACCUGCAAAACUUGCUUGUGGUUUUGGUGUUUUUCUUACAUUCAUGUCAAUAAAAGCUUUUAGAUUGUCUGUCUCAGUA
Molecule: messenger RNA, 7132 nt
Organism: Dermochelys coriacea (leatherback sea turtle)
Lineage: Eukaryota; Metazoa; Chordata; Testudines; Dermochelyidae
Gene: POP4
Product: POP4 homolog, ribonuclease P/MRP subunit
Exons: 5
Coding region: 2058-2744 (228 amino acids)
Biological process (GO): tRNA 5'-leader removal; rRNA processing
Cellular component (GO): ribonuclease P complex; ribonuclease MRP complex
Molecular function (GO): ribonuclease P RNA binding
Source: RefSeq, a predicted model, not a curated record